CGACGCCGUGGGUGACAUGGAGUGGGUCGGUCAGCCCAGCCGGUCGUGCUGCUGUCUGUAUCGGUGGCGCCUACGAUUUUGUUUCUAGCAUUGUGACAUCUGCUGCGCCGCCGGCUCAAAAGUUACCAGCAGCGGAGGUGAAAUGGCCGCACUGCAAAACUCUCGCGGCUUGAGCUUUUCGCAAGCAGGACAAGGCGCUAGUCCAUUGUCCCCAGAUCUGAAUCAGCUGCUCGUCGGACCCACCACCGCUGAUCGGAAGCAGCUCGCUCGCUCCCCAUCGUGGACGAGAGCCGGACUCUCGAACGACCGUCGUUCUCUGUCUUCUGCAGCAGCUGAAUGUUGGUGUGCACCGCGUGUAUCGAGCUCGAUGCGUGAUCGUCAUGGAUCUACCUCACCGAGUCACGACACGAGUUGCAAAUUUUGAUUUUGGCCCGGCCUGUUUCCUCGUCCCGCGUGCCAGUACUUACGAGGGUGAAAUAAUUCGAAAAUCUGCCUCUGGGACGAAGGUCCAGGGCGUGCUCUAGGAACGGAGAAGCUCAAGAAGGCCUUCUGUGUAAAUCGAGUCUUCAGUUCGGCGGGCCGGACACUUUCCUUCAGCUUUCCCCCAAUUUAUCUGCACCAUUCUGAGAUUCCUACAUCCGUCGCAGCUGUAAGCCCAACGAUAAAGUUUAUCUGUUUCAAGUGGUGCUCGAAACUAAUGGUACUAAGAGUACCAUUAGUUUCGAGCAGUCAGUCAGUCACUCCCUCACACUCACAUGUUAAUUAACGCCGCCAUUGCACGCAGCUUUGUUGCCAACGAAUUCUCAGAGAGAGAGAUCACGAAUAUGUGUGUGAGUGAGAGUACUGUGCCUCAUGGCGGAAGAUUACCCGUGCCUGAAACACUGACAGUGCCUGCGGAGAACUCGCGGUUGCAAGGCUAUCGAAAUGCCGAUCAUGGCUAAGAAAUUCGAACACUUGAGUGUGCGAAUGUCGCCAUCGAGUGCCACUGAAAUUCGCACAAUCAGGUGUUCGAAUUUCUCCAUCGAGUGCAUCGUGGUCGACUCUCGGGGCUCUUCGCAUUCGUGGCAGAACGAGAUGAUCCGUCUCACGCAAUCCUACAGUUAUCGAGCACGAAGGGGAGAUAUAAUCCCAGAGGCCUCGUAAGCUGUCGCUGUGGCAGCUGACUCGCCUCCCGCUCCCGCAGCGCUGGAGCGUGGACUCGAGCCUCGCCGAGUCGGACAGUGAGAGCGGAAGCUGUGGCCCGAGAGCUAUUCAAGCCGCACUGUUAUAGGCACAGGCACAGGGAUGACUCGUGCCCACAGUGGAUGUCUUCGUCUGCAUCGUGCAAAUUGAGACGGCUCUGACCUCGGGAAGGCGUCGACUGCCAUGAGACGAGAGUGGAGGCCGGAGGAAGGGAUCUGAGUCUGCUGCACGUGGGUUCACUGUCGAUCGCGCUUCGGCUCACCGCAUCUAUCCAUCCCAACAGGACAUGCCUUGUGCGAAUGAUGAGUCGCCUGAUUUCAUACAGCUGGACAGACAUUCAUUCACUCACUCGUACAUUCCUUCCCAUGAGCUCGUGUCGUCUGCGGUCGGAAUCUCCGGACACCGAUGGGACGAGACCGUCGCGAGCAUGAGCACGAGCAUGGGAAUAGUCUGCAGUGCUCGCGGCUGCUGGAUUACGGACUCUGCCCUUUCCUGUCCAGCUUUAGUGUACUCCAUCGGGCGUCUCAUUUCACGGGCCAGUGGCCGAACGAGGCGUUGGCCAUGUUGUCGACGCCACGAUUGCCACGAUCCCAGCACCUGCAUUCCUCCUCUUCAUCGCCCAAUGUGGCGAAUUUGACAUCAGCCGUAUCGAGGACGACGACGAGGACGAAGACUAGAACGAAAACGAAGACGAGGACGCGAUGACCAAACGAGUAGACGGCGAACGAGAACGGCAGCAGCAAGAGCAGGAGCACCAACUCGUAGAUGACGAUGAGGAUGACGAGGACGAGGGAGAUGAUGGUGGUGGCGGCGGUGGCUCGCAGCUGCCGAAACGAGAGAGCGAGCAAGAGCACGAGCACGAGCGCGAGGAGAGAGCGACGAAUUAUGUCGGAGCUGGGUACAUCGAGCGAUUGUCGUUCAGGUGGUUGAAUCCGCUUCUGAGAGAUGGAAGACAUGGCGCUCUGGGCGCGAGUGACGUGCCGGAGUUGGGCCCGGAGCUCGGGGCUGAGCGGGCGCACGCGCGGUUCGAGAGCGAGUACGAGGCGCGACGGGGGAAGGGAGGCGCGGGGUGCGCCAGCAGGGCCUUGCUCUGGACCUUCAGGCGGGAGCUCGCGGUCACGGGCGCGCUGGCGCUCGUCAAAGUGAGCGUCAUGUACGUGGGGCCGCUGCUCAUCGCGCCGAUCGUCGACUGCGUCGCGGGACGCGAGCGCUUCCGCUUCGAGGGCUACGCGCUGGUCGGCGCUCUGCUGGCGGCCAAGGUCGCGGAGGCGCUGGCCGGGCACCACCACAACUUCCAGAGCAACAAGGUGGGAAUGCUGGCGCGGGCGGGCCUCGUCACGGCCGUGUACCGCAAGGGGCUGCGCUUGACGGCGCACGCGCGGCAGUCGCAGGGAGGCGCAGGGCGCGUCGCAAACCUCAUGACGGUGGACGUGCAGAUGGUCGCGGACAGCCUCGUGCAGCUGCACUGCGUCUGGACGCUGCCGCUGCAGGUGACGGCGGCGCUGGGGAUCCUGGUCUCGGUGGUGGGCGUCGCGUGCGUCGCGGGGAUCGGCGUCAUGCUGCUGUCGAUCGUCGUAAACCUGCGCAUCGUCCAGAGCAUGCGCGGGUUCCAGCGCCGGAGUAUGGCCUUCAAGGACCGGAGAAUGGCCGCCGCCGGCGAGAUACUGAGCAACAUGCGCGUCAUUAAGAUGCAGGCCUGGGAGGAGCACUUCGCCGGGAAAGUGGCCGAGGCGCGCGACGCCGAGCGCCGGCUGCUGGCCAAGUUCAUGUACUGCUUCUCGGCCAGCAUCGCCGUGCUCUGGUCGGCGCCAGUGGCCGUGGCCGUGGUCACCUUCGGGCUCCGCGUGCUGCUCGGCGCCCCGCUCUCUCCCGGCGCCGUGUUCACGGCGCUGGCCACCUUCCGCAUCAUGCAGGAGCCGCUGCGCCUCUUCCCGAACGCGCUCAUGAACCUCUCGCAGGCCGCCACCUCUCUCCGGCGCCUCGACGCCUUCUUCGCCGGCGACGAGCUCGAGCCUGCGCCGGAGCCCGUGUCCCCGCGGGACCCCUCGGCGCUCGCUCUGGAGAUCCACGGCGCCUCGUUCCAAUGGGACCCUCGCGCCCCGACUCCCACUCUCUCCGGCGUCAGCCUUCGAGCGCCGCCUGGAUCGCUCGUCGCCAUCGUGGGCAUGGUCGGAUCCGGCAAGUCCUCGAUGCUGUCUGCGAUUCUGGGCGAAGUGCCCAAACUCUCGGGCCAGGUGAGAGUCAGCGGAACGACAGCGUACGUAGCCCAGGGAGCAUGGAUUCAGAACGCCACCAUUCAGGACAACAUUCUGUUCGGAAAGCCUCUGAACGAUGCCAGGUACCAGGAAACUCUGCGGGCGUGCGCGCUGGUCGAGGACUUGAGGCAGAUGACGUUCGGCGACCAGACUGAGAUCGGGGAGAGAGGGAUCAAUUUGAGCGGCGGUCAGAAGCAGAGAAUUCAACUCGCCCGGGCGGUUUAUCAGGACUCCGAUAUCUACUUGCUCGACGAUGUGUUCAGUGCUGUCGAUGCACACACUGGAAACGAGCUGUUCGAGAAAUGCAUCAAGCAAGCGUUGGGAACGAAGACCGUGCUUCUGGUGACACACCAGGUCGAGUUUCUCAGGGGAGCCGACAUGAUAGUGGUUAUGCGGGACGGAGAGAUCGUCCAGUCGGGAACGUACGCAGGGCUUCUGAUUCCUGGAACGGAGUUCCAUGCACUAGUGACGGCCCAUGAAGAGUCGAUGCAGACGGUCGAAGGUUGUGAGGACGAUGAAGACCGCCCUGAUCUGUCGUCUUCGGUCUCGAAACGCAGCACACUUUCCAGGAGAAAGAGCUCGACUCGGGAAUCGGGUGCUCCAGCUCCGAAGCAGGAAACCGCAAAGCUGGUGGAAGACGAGAAGAAGGCCACGGGUCACGUCAGCUGGCGCUUGUACUGGCUGUACGCCACCAAAAUUCUCCACGGGGCCCCAUUUGCAUUGCUCCUCGUAUUCCAGUGCUGCUGGCAAACCGCAUCGAUCCUGAGUGAUUACUUCAUAGCGGAUGCCACUUCAGUUCGCAACUCCAGCAGCUUCGAGCCCAAACGCUUCAUCUUGACCUACGCUCUGAUCGGAGCUGUUUGUGGGCUUUUCAUUACUUUGAGAACCUUCCUUCUCACGUUCUUGGGUCUGAGAACAGCUCAAGCUUUCUUCAGCUCCCUACUGGAAACGAUCCUCAGAGCUACCAUGAGUUUUUUCGACACCACACCGACCGGAAGAAUCAUGACGAGGUUUUCCGUCGACCAGUCGAACGUGGACACGCUUAUAUGCAUCCUAAUCGGGGCUUGCUUGGCCAACAUCUCCCAGACUUUGGGGAUUUUGGUCGUCAUGUGUCAAGUCAACUGGCAAAUGAUUAUCAUCAUCGUGCCCCUGUUCUUCGUGUUCUGCUCCUAUCAGAGAUACUAUCUCGCGACGUCUCGAGAGCUCACCCGCAUGGACUCCGUGACAAAAGCACCGAUAAUUCACCACUUCUCGGAAAGCAUCGCUGGUUUUCAAACCAUCCGCGCUUUCCGAGAGCAGGAUCGAUUCUGCAAGGAGAAUGUGAACAAAGUGAACAAUAACUUGCGGAUGGAUUUCCAUAACAAUGCUGCCAACGAGUGGUUGGGCCUCCGUCUUGAGAUGAUCGGGACGAUCGUGCUCUGCCUUUCUGCCCUACUGAUGGUAAUGGCUAGAGAUUACAUAAACCCAGAUCAUGUCGGUCUCUCGCUCUCAUAUGGCAUGGCCCUCAACACCUGCCUGUACGGUGUGGUCUACCAGUCAUGUCAGUUGGAGAACAGGAUGGUUGCUAUUGAACGCAUCGAUCAAUACUCGCGCAUCCAAACUGAAGCUGCUCUCAUCGUCCCGGAGAAUCGCCCCGCGGAAGGUUGGAUCGCACACGGGAGCAUCAGUUUCCAGCACCUCGAGGUGCGUUAUAGAACGGAUACACCCCUGGUCCUGAAGGGGAUAAGCCUCGAGAUAAGAGGUGGCGAGAAAGUUGGUGUGGUGGGACGAACGGGGAGUGGAAAGUCCACAUUGAUUCAAUCUCUCUUCCGGCUCGUGGAGCCGGCUAGAGGUCGCAUUACGGUCGAUGGAGUCGACAUCGGUACUAUCGGUUUAAAAGACCUAAGACCGAAGCUCGGAAUUAUCCCACAAGAACCUUCUCUUUUCCAGGGUACGGUUAGAAGCAACCUGGAUCCGUUAGGUGAGCAUUCCGACGAGGAAAUUUGGGAGGCACUGGAGAAAUGUCAACUGGCUGAAGUCCUGAGGCAGAAGGAGGGAAAGCUCGAUUCGGAAGUCAUGGACAACGGCGAGAACUGGAGCGUGGGGCAAAGGCAGUUGUUUUGUCUGGGGCGUGCACUCCUUAAACGCUGCAGAGUUUUGGUGCUGGAUGAGGCCACGGCGUCAGUGGACACCCACACGGACAGCAUCAUCCAGAAGAUCAUCAGAACCGAGUUCAGCGCGUGUACCGUGAUCAGCAUUGCUCACCGUAUUCCCAGUGUCAUGGACAGCGACAAAGUGCUGGUGCUGGACAAAGGAUAUGUCAAGGAGUUCGAUUCACCCUCCAACCUCCUGGACCAGCCCAGUUCACUCUUUGGCGCUUUAGUUCGAGAAUUCGCUGCGAGAUCCGGCAAGGACCAGGGUUUAAUUAUCCUGGAGGAGGCAGAGCAUUGCAGGACUCUGGAACAUCAAAAUUCCCGGGGAGCGUGAGGUGCUAUUUCACCCAGCAGUACCCGAAGCAAUACAAAAUUGGUCAUGUAUCCAAGAGUGUGGUGAAACCCACACCACACCCCACCCCACCCCCAGAAAAGGUGCACAGUGGAGGACAAUUUUGACAGUUUUGAACAAGGAGUAGGAACUGGACACAUGGUAGGAUCGAUCUAUUACUGACAAAACUUUUAGAUAGAGAUUUGGUACUAUCAGAUCCAGUGAUCAUCUUUAGUUUGGAAUCCGGUGGACAGAACCUGCAGAUCGUCACCAGCACUACAAUCUGUUUCUGUCUAGGCGCCGUCACGAGGCACAUAUCACUUGGGCCAAGGGCGUCGUCAGCCACCCCCAGCAUGUUCUACAGGAGAUGCCCUUCGUUCUAGCUCUCUCCAGCAGCAGGUUUUCAACUCUGUUUUCGAUCUGGGGAAGAGCUGAAAAGUGGUGUGAAAAGACUGCCGUGUGCAGAGCUUGUAUUCUCCUGUGGCCCAGAUAUCGUAUUCCUACAUUCAUACCUGGCCAACUGGCACACCAUCUCACAGAACUCGACAUUGCUAGCGCCAAGCGACUUAUGUCAGUAAAAUAAAAAAAUUUGUGACAGUCAGUCAAACAGCUAUCUCUGUCAUCCGAGAACACGGUACAGGUCGAUCUGAAACUGCACGGACUUGUUCGUCUAAGUCAACCGGCUGGUGCCGACAAGUCCAGUGGACGGUGGAAGAUAAUCUUUGAGUCAUCUCUUCGAUUCAAGGAAGAAUACGAUGUCCUUCUGGACUAGGACGUUCUCUCCUCAUACGGUCCCUCCAUGGAGCACUGAUUUGCCAUACGCUAAACUUCUCUGUUGUGAAAGUGGAUCGCGUGAUGCCCUGCGAGGGCAGACUGUUGCAAUUUUAGCAUUGAUUUGUGGAGGUGUAGACGCUCAGUUGAUGGCUAGGCCGGCCAGAGAAAAUAGGUGAUCAUCCUCCGUGAUCACGGCAGAUCGGCUCGUGCGAAAGUCAAUGUUCAGUUGCAGAAUGUCAUCCAUUCACACUUCGUCACUGCCCCGCGUGCUAAAUCAGAGCAUCAGAUCGGUAUUCACGACCGAAGACUUCUACAUCGGAAUUUCCUUGACACAACUCCGAAAGCCUCCGAGCAAACAAAUCGUGACGCCUGACGUUUCUGCCAAGCGGACGUGCAGUGUUGACUUCCAACUCGUCUGCUUGAACUCUAUCUAGUCUAUCUAUCUAUCUAUCUGAGCUCCCUCUACUCUCUUGCAGCGCAUGCUCACGCGGCUUUCCCCCACCAGGACGAUGAAGACGACGACGACUUGUGCAUUGUACGAGCCUCGAGGCUCACACAGGUCUCCAACACUCGAGGGAUGGCUGGCUGGCUGGCUGGCGUGCCUGCUCGUGCAUGUUCACUCCCCAGUUCUCUGUCGACAUAUGAAUGAAGAGCUGAGAGUUUGUAGCUGUCUACGGGGAUCCAUCACAAGCCAAGUCACCGGUGAAGUCAAUGCGGUCGUACAUGACUCACCCGAUCCAUCGAGGUAAAAGUGAGACACUGUAAAAGAGUUUCCCCCCUAUCCCGGUGGAAAGGAAGACAACGGUGUCAUAGAUUUGUGAUUCUGUGGGAUCCGGAGGUCCAACUGGCCUGCCAUGUAAGUGCGCCUCCAAACGGGACCGCCUGCCAGAGCAAACUCGCUGCCUGCUGCCUUCGUCCCUGGUGAGCCAUGUCUGGCAGACACAAACAAACCAACGGGCAAUACCAACUUCAUCAGGUCUCCUCAUCCUCCUCCUCUCUGCCUAUUGUACCUGGACGGAUGAACUUGCAGCGAGGCUUGAUCCUCGAGCACCUUGGCAACAAGAGAAUUGGAUCAAGUCUACGCUCGACUUCAGCUACCACCUCGUACUCACCCGCACCUACUGUCACUUCUCCUCACUUCCCACGCCACGCACAGGACGCUUGACAUCAUCUUCUAUUCAUGCUAGACACUGGAGCAGAUGGUGAUGGUUGGAAUUGUCCUCUCAGACGGGGCGGGUAUUGCACUUCGACACCCAGAUGUGGGCGAUGCCAACCGUCUACCGACCAAUGGCCUACCCUCAGUGUACUGGCCUUGACUGGGCUGUACUGAACUCAUCUCAUUCCAUCUUAUAACGAAAAAUCGAACGUACUCUUGCACUGCACCAAUCCGAGCCGUCAUGGGUGAGCUCUGAAGAAGAAAAAUCUCCUUCUGAGCUGUCCCUCAUCGUCUGCAGUGCAUGGAGUUAUUUCGAUUCGCCUUGUAUUGUGUGUGUGAGUGUGUGCAGCCCAGCCCUACGGGUGCUGAAGUCGGAUCGUCUCGUUUCAGCGCACCAGGUUUGCCUCGCUCCUUACAUUCAUGGCUGGUGGUCCUGGCCGGACUAGAAACCUCGUGAGGUUGUCGAUUACCUGAGUACCUGAGAAUGAGAAUGAUGGUAAUUGUUUUUACAUAUGUUACAGCGUGGACUGGUGUCAGUGGUCACACAUGCUCCAACAGAUGUAAAGCGAUGCGAUGCCUGGAUCCAAAGUGGAAAGAGCGCACCUGAGCUCGUUUGCCUCUAUCUCUCCAUCGUGGUUUGGCUUUCGGGCAUUGACUCAGUUUGUCCCUUAGUCACACAACACCGAUCUCCUCUGAUCCGAACUUUUUGUGUUGCUUUAGUAAAUCUUCUGAUGCCUUUGAGUCUUCCCCACACCCUCUACGAGCCUCUUAUUUACUUUAUCCUCUUUUUAUCGUCUCCACCCAAAGGAGAGCUAUGUUGAAAUCACUUGAUACAUAAGAAAUUGUCGUCCAUCCUCUGGCCGCCAGUCUACAAUCAGCUUAGGGUCUUGUGGUCUUCCUCAACUUCCGGAGAUGAUUCUGAGUUCCGAGGGUUGAUACCUUGUACGAGGAAUCCAGACGUUGAUGAUUCAUUGCAAGGGUAUGGGGAAAGGUCGUUGAGUGGAGUGCCCAUCUCCAAUUCGGAGCUGUACAUGAA
Messenger RNA from Marchantia polymorpha subsp. ruderalis, 8866 nucleotides. NCBI's taxonomy places the organism in Eukaryota, Viridiplantae, Streptophyta, Marchantiopsida, Marchantiales, Marchantiaceae. The record is from the annotation of a GenBank genome assembly.